AUAAAUGAAUUAUCCAAAAACAGAAAAUAUAGUAGUUAUUUGACAAAAGAAAUAUUUAUUAUUUCACAAACGGAAAAAAAUUUUCUGCAUUCAUUUCAGGCUUUUGUGCUCGUUGCUCGCUCUCGAAUACUCCCCACAUUCAUUAACUGGCAAUAUCUUCAAUACGGAAGCAAGAAAAACGAUUUUUUGAUAUAUCCGUUUUAUUAAUAGCUUUUAUAUUUGCUUAAUUGUAUUGUUGACAAACGAUAAAAAAUCUUACUGUAAUCAACUUCGUUUAUUUGUUCUAAAUGAACGAUCUCUACAAUCUGAAUGAUUUCCAAUCCGACAUCAAACUUACCGGCUAUUGCUUUAAAGCUCCAACUUCUUUAGAGGGAGUAGACAAUAUUGCAAUUGCUCAUGGCGUUAGAAAUCGAGAUAAACUACCAGUUGUAGCUAAAUUGUCACACCAGCCAUUACGAUUAGAAAGAGAGUAUCAUAUUGUACAACGGUUGUAUAGGCAAAGAACAUCUAAGGAACUUUUAUGUAAACCUUUGGAUAAAGUUUUGGUUUCGAACGGGUUGACUGCAUUUAUAUACGAAGAUGUUAGGAGUAACAGAUUAGAGAAAUGCUUACUGAAUCAUAGUAUUAAUGAUGGGUCAGACAACCAUCCCUUAACAGCCCUAAAUGAUGUGUCCAAUAUGAUGACAAAUAUUGUUGAGCCUUAUUUUUCUCUCAAGGUGUUUCUCGACUUUGCGAUUCAGUGUUGCGACUGUUUAGAAUUAAUACACAAGCACCAAGUUAUACAUGGUGAGAUCCGAUUAAAUGCUUUUCUAUGGCCUCACAAUAAGCCAGUCAAAUUAUGGAACUUUGGCUCAGGCUCUCGUAGUUUGGAACAAAGUUUGACAUCUGAAGGUUGGAGAAAGACCGUGCAACGAAAUGGUGCCAGCAAUUUUUUGCAAAUGCUUAUAUACAUGUCUCCAGAGCAAACCGGAAGAACCACAUUUCAGCCUGAUCAUCGAACAGAUUUAUAUAGUUUGGGCAUCGCUUUCUUUGUUGCCUUAACCCAAACGCUACCUUUCUCACAUAACAGCCCCAUGGAAAUUGUACAUAAUGUUCUCAAUAAAAAACUGCCUUACGUUCACGAAGUUAGGGCCGACACGCCUGUGGCUCUUUCAAUGAUAAUUGAGAAAUUAACAAACAAAUCUCCAGAUGAACGAUAUACCAGUGCUCAUGGUGUAAGGGAAGACCUAAAAGAAUGUUUAAGAGAAAUAAACAGUAAUGACGGCAAUAUAAACCCUUUUCCUCUUGGAAAGCACGACAUUGCUAGUAUUUUCACAUUACCUAACAACGCAUGUUUUGGUCGCAGUCGUGAUCUCAACCUCAUCAGCAGCAUCAUCAAAAGGACAGCCUAUAUGUGUGGAUCAAGACGGCGACGAGCAAGCUCUACCAGUAUUACAACUCCAUUAUCAUCCAUGUUUAGCUCUCUAGCAUUAAUAACAGAAGAACCAUCAGCAUCAUUUAAGAGGGUCAACAAUCGCAGCGAAACAAUGAAUGGUAGAAGCAGCAACAAAAUACACCACAAAAUCAGAAGACACACCGAGAUCAUUGCAAUUUAUGGAAAUGCAGGUGUAGGAAAAUCAACCUUGGUGCGAAAUGUACAGCAAUUUGCUCGAGAGUACGGUUACAUCGCUACCGCCAAAUUCGAUACGCGUCAACCCACACCCUACGGUUGUAUAUUGAGAUGCCUAUCAAGCUUCUUGAAGAGUAUAUUAGCUGAACCAUCAUCCGAAAUUGAACGAUUUCGUCGAAUGCUCAUAGAUCAAUUAGGUGUAGAAACCAUAUAUCAAUUACCAACCCUACUUGUCGAUAAUGUACCCGAACUCGCGUCAUUUCUAGAUCAGCCUUUACAAAGAGUAUCUACAGGAAGCAGUGCAAGUUUAAACUCUACAGGCUGUGAAUAUGAUAUGGAGGGUGGUGAAAUCAGAUUGAGAUUCCACUCAACCUUUCUCGAAAUUUUUCAAGUUAUGGUUAAUUUUAAAUUUGUUACCUUGUUUCUGGAAGAUUUACAUCAAGCAGACGAAGCUUCGAUAGACCUUCUAGAUUCUCUUAUAUCAGCUAAACUCAACCUUUUGAUUAUUUUGACUUAUCGAACACACGAAGUGUCACCAUCAAUUACAAAACUCCUGUCAAAUGAAGACUCCAUUGUGAGCUAUGUCAAAAUCGAAAAUUUGGAUCAAACUGCUCUAAUGGAACUUGUGCGCACUACUAUGCAUCGAAUGAAAGAGAUUGAUUUAGCUUUAUUGGCUCCCUUGGUAGAGUUCAUAUACAAACGCACUAAUGGCAAUCCAUUUUAUGCUUGCCAGCUGUUAACAACCUUAGCAAGAAAGAAUCUGAUUUAUUUCACUUGGGAAGAAAGACGCUGGGAAUACAAUUUGCAAGAGAUUGAUAAAGCUUUGUCUACAGAAAUACAAGUUGAUCAAGAUGGUGACGUUGACAUAGAAUUUCUUGUUCGUCGUUUGAAGGAAUUGCCGAGAGAUGGACGAAAAUUUCUCACAUGGGCGUCGUUUAUUGGCAAUAGUUUCAGCUAUGAAACUGUGAGGAAUUUGAUGAUUGAAAAUGACGAUGUUGAUGAGCAGGCGGAUGAAAGUACCGCAGAUAUGUAUAGUGAUGAUGAAAGUGAAGAUAAUUAUACAACUUCUGAAAACGAGGAAGUAGCAGAUGAACCCAUACAUACCAGACGCUUAUCGAUGAAGUCUUCUAAAUUUACAGAUGAACGUGCUUUUCGUCGGCAGAAAUUCGAUGCAAUCAAUGGUUUGCAGUCUGCUUUGCAGCAAGGAUUUAUUCAAGCAUUUAAUAAUGACGAAUUUCGCUUUGCGCACGAUCGAUACUCACAAGCUGCUAUGGCGCUAGCGUCACCAGCUGUCAAAGAAGAUUAUCAUUUACGAAUAGCUAAUCAUUUCAUGGUACAAGAUAAAGUGGAUAAGUUUUGGGUUGCUGACCACGUAAGAGCUGCCAUUCGUCUCAUCGAAAAUGUGUCUAUUCGAUCUGGCUAUCGGAAGAUAUUAAUACAAGCGGGUGAUAAAGCUUUUGAUUCUGGCGCCCACAAACUUGCUUUCAGUUAUUAUUUGGCUGCCCAACAAUUAUUAACAACAUCAGAAGAUCCUUGGAAAGAUGGCGUUGACUCAAGAUAUACUGAAACAUUACACCUCUAUACACGUCUUGCGGAAAUCAGCUGGGUUAUGGAUUACAAUUUAACGCGCGAUUACUUAGAUACAAUACUUGUGCAUGCUAAGUCUGCUAUUGAUCGUGCGGCUGCUUAUCGUGUUGAACAUCGUUAUCGCUGGUCUCGUACUGGUUGCAAAAAAAGUGCCAACAUUUUGUUGGAAUGUUUGAAGGAGUUAGGAAUGGAUGAUAUAGAGAUGAAUCCAUCAGAAGGCGAUUUGGAGGAUUUAUAUGUUGUGACACAUAAUGAGGUGCUGGAUGUUGGUUUAUGCGAAAUUCUGGAGUUACCUGUCUGCGAAAGUCGCUUAAUCCGAACCAGAUUUGCAAUCAUGGAAGAGCUUUGUAUGUGGGCAUAUUGGACCAAUGAUAUGAAAGCCAUGCUAUCGGUAGGUUCUCAUUUUGUUUUGAAGACAUUAAAAUACGGUACAACACCUACUACAGGUGUAGGUUUUGUCUUUUUUGGUAUCGCUGCAAUGCAAUUAUUCAAGUCUUAUGAGUUCGGUGAACAAAUUGGUGAGGUUGGUGUCUCCUUAUGUAAUAGUUAUGGCGCAAAUGCUGAGUCCGCUCGUGCAAAAUAUCUUUAUGCUACCUAUCUCUCCUCGUGGAAGCACCCUUAUCAAAAGUCAAUUUUUAUGGCUCGGCAGGCUAUAAAGCAAGGAUUAUUAGGUGGUGAUCGAGUACAUGCUACUUUUGCACGUCUUUACGUCGUCAAGGGUAGUUUAAUGUGCGGUGAGAAUGUGUCUGAUGUCUUGCGUGAAGCCAAAAGUUGCCUAGAAGAAAUUGAUAGUCUUGGGGAGACAGUAGGUGCUGCUGCAAUGGCUACAACCAUUAUCCGCGUAAUUACUGCUGUGCAGGGCAAGACAAAGCUGGAUGAAACAUCAAUUUUUGAUGACGAGGACUUCCGAGAAGAUACCUUUUUAGAGCAAGCUAAAUCAGGUCACUUGGAUUUGACUAUCCAACUUUACUAUUACUAUUCCAUGAAGUCUUUUGUACUCAGCUUCUUCGGUUUCGACGCUGCGUCAAUCAAAUUUAGUUCGUCAUAUAUCCAUAAAGCAGAUUAUCAGCCAUCCUCUCGUCAUACACAUUUAAUGUAUUUUUUCAGAUGUAUCAGCUUCAUACGUUUAAUCAGAAGUAAUGAUUUACCACAAAAUGAAAUCGGCAGCUUAGAGAAGACUAGGGCGAAAUUGGCUGACUGGGCAGAGCACGCCCAUCCUGCCAAUGUAGACAUGUUUCUCACUUGCAUCGAUGCAGAACUAGCUUGCCUUAACGGAGAUCCUCUAAAAGCUCAAAAACUUUAUGAUCAUGCUAUUUGUCAAGCCAAAGAAGGAAAAUGGCCUGUAGAAAUCGCUAUCUUUCAAGAAUUAGCAAGUGAUUGUUAUCUUCGUCAGGGCCUUCCGUCUGUUGCUUUACCUUUGCUUAAAGAAGCCCUUUCUGUCUAUCGUCAUUUAGGUAUGUAUGGAAAGGUUGCACAGCUUGAAAAGAAGAAUGGAGCCUCCCUUCGCGAGUUUACCAGACCAACAAAAGCAAAAGAAGCCAGUGUACAAACGGAUCCAUGUCAAUUUUCAAACAAGCGCGAUUCUCUAGGUCUGUUCCACUCGACAGAGCCGUGCACAGUUGAUAUGCUUCAUCCUAGUCAGCAAAAUGAUAAUAGUAAGACGUCUGAUCCUGAGGAUAUGAUAUUAACUUUGGAUGUUGUCGAUUUGGCGUCUAUAUUAAAAAGUUCACAAGUCAUAUCCAGCGAAAUGAAUUUUGAGCUAUUAUUGAAGCAAAUGCUAGGUAUUAUUCUAGAAAACUCUGGGGCUGAAUCUGGUGUUAUCAUUGUUAAGGAGAACACGUCAUUUUACAUUGUCAGCUGCGGUUCCCAAACUGAUGGUUGUGAAAUUUUUGCAUCGCCAAAGUUACUAUCGGAAGAAGCAGACUCCAUAGUUACGCGUAUAUCACAUUAUGCCAUACAUACCCAAGAGUCGUUGUUUAUCAAAGAUAUUCAAGAUGAUUCUCGUUUCUCUGAUUGUACAACUCAGCCCAAAUCUUGUAUUUGUACACCUAUCAUUCAUAAAGCGGCAGUGGUUGGUUGUAUUUAUAUUGAAGGAGCCGUCGGAUCGUUGACUUGCCGCCAUGAAAUUGUCCUUCGACUUUUGUCACAACAAAUUGGUAUCUCUAUCACUAACGCGCUUCUGUUCAAGAGUAUACAAAAAGUGACUUAUGCGAAUGUCAAAAUGAUUGAAAAUCAAAAGGCGGCGUUAGAAGAGGCUCGCAAAAGUAAAGAGGCGGCCCUCUAUGCAAUGAAACUGAAGGCUGAUUUCCUUGCCAAUAUGUCGCAUGAGUUGCGUACACCAUUUUCUGGAUUCUAUGGUAUGAUCUCUUUGUUAUCAGAAACUGUUCUGGAUGCUGAGCAGCAAGAUAUUGUGCAUACGGCGAAAGAAAGCUGCGAGAUGUUGUUGAAAAUUAUCGAUGAUUUACUUAAUUUUUCAAAGCUUGAAGCUGGUAAAGUAGUCUUAGAUUUGGCACCAUUGGUGAUUGAAGAAGUGAUAGCAGAUACGAUCGAGAUUCUUAGCUCUCUAGCAGACAGAAAAGGUCUCGAUUUGGUCUACAUUAUGGAUCCAGCUGUGCCUGAAAAUAUCGUUGCUGAUUCCUCUCGCUUACGGCAAAUUUUGACGAAUUUACUGGGUAAUGCUAUCAAGUUUACUCAUCAGGGAGGUGUUAUCAUCAAAUGCCACCUUGUUGAUAACAAUAUCGAAAUGGACGGUAAUGACGACCUUAUUCGGUUGAAAUUUGAGGUGAUUGAUACAGGUAUAGGUAUCCAUCCUGAUAAGCAACGUCUGUUAUUCGAGCCAUUUUCGCAAGUAGAUGGUAGCACUACUAGGAAAUAUGGUGGUACAGGAUUGGGGUUAUCUAUUUGUCUUCAGCUCGUUCGCUUAAUGAUGGGUGAUAUAGGUGUUGAAUCACAACCUGGAAACGGUUCCAACUUUUGGUUUACUAUUGUCGUCAACAAAGAAAAGAAAAAACUCGAAGAUGCCAGUGGUGUAAAAAAAAUGACAGCUUUGAGUUUAUCACUAAAAGAUCAGCAAAUUCUUUUGGCUAGCCCUAGCCAACUUAAUUCUGCAAUGAUUAGAUCACUUUUACCCAAUAAUAUGGUCAAGCAUACUACGGAUAUGCACCAAGCGGUGCCUCAAGCUCUUCAAGGCCGCCACCUAAUCUUGAUUCUAGAUUUACCAGCAAAACCGAGUAAUUCUAUCGCACAUCAGAUGCAGAGUGUUGACGAUGAUCCGGAAUGUGAGUUACAUAUCAUUCUUUUAUAUACGCCUUCAACAGAUGGACAUAAAUUGGCAGCAGAAGCAAUCAAUUCCGCUUCCGAGCGCCGUGGCCGCCUUGUAAAAAUGGCAAAACCAGUGCGACGAGCGAAACUGUUAACCAUGUUAGAGCAAGUUCUGGAUGAGCAGCGCACAUCUCCUUUGCCGAAAAUAUCGACACCAUUGGGAACAAAAAUGAAAGACUAUUUCGAUAAGGAUGAGCUUUCAUGGUACGCUAAUAAGCCUGUUUUGAUUGCGGAGGAUAAUAUGGUAGCCCAAAAAUUACUUCGGAAGCAGUUGGAAAAGAUGGGUUUUAUGGUGGAGAGCACUAACAAUGGAGAGGAAGCGGUUAAUUUGUGGAAAAAUCGACCACCUAAUUAUUAUUGUAUUGGCUUUUUUGACCAUCAUAUGCCAAAGUGUGAUGGUGUUGAAGCAACAAAACGGAUUAGAGCUCUGGAAGCAGGUUCGAAUAGGCGAUUACCUAUUGUUGCUCUCACAGCUGAUAUACAAGCGUCUGCAAGGGAAAUUUGCGUAGAAGCUGGUAUGGAUGGAUAUUUGACAAAGCCACUGAUUCCAAAGGAUUUGGCUGCAACAUUAAAAAUGCUACGUCCUGCUAUACAGAGGCAUUAUUGCGAUACACCAAUAUCUUCUACACCCUCUUCACCGUUAUCAAUUAUUUAGAAAAUCAUUUAUGUUGUUUUCGCUUUUGCGUUGACGAGGUCUAUAUUCUUUAACUUAUUAUUUAUUAUUUAAUGUUUAAUUCUUUUUUUGUUAUAAUACACUUCGCUGCACUGUGCUGGCAAUAAAUAGCGUUUACUAACCGUUUUUCGUAAACUAAUGCUAAACGAACGGUUUUACGAUUUUUUUUUUU
This is a messenger RNA of Mycotypha africana, 7362 nucleotides long. RefSeq lists its product as uncharacterized. The record is from RefSeq and is a predicted model, not a curated record. The transcript is spliced from 9 exons. NCBI's taxonomy places the organism in Eukaryota, Fungi, Mucoromycota, Mucoromycetes, Mucorales, Mycotyphaceae. The coding region runs from base 288 to 7172 and encodes 2294 amino acids. Gene Ontology annotation, biological process: phosphorelay signal transduction system; protein phosphorylation. Gene Ontology annotation, molecular function: phosphorelay sensor kinase activity; protein binding; ATP binding.